This is a messenger RNA of Dicrocoelium dendriticum, 570 nucleotides long. The record is from the annotation of a GenBank genome assembly. NCBI's taxonomy places the organism in Eukaryota, Metazoa, Platyhelminthes, Trematoda, Plagiorchiida, Dicrocoeliidae.
AUGGCAGGGGUCGAGCUAGCAACACAACUUCCUCAGCCUCAAGGAACCGUAUUGUACGAUCCUAACGGUCUCGUUUACGUCCCUAACAGCGUAUUCCCAUACUCUGGAUAUCCAAUUAACAACGCAGUGCAUGAGCCUGCAAGGAUCGUUCUCGUUGAUGAACCUACCGAGCGAACUGAGUCACAAAACACUGCCAAGGCAAAUGAUGACAACGGCAAGUCCACAUCACCGGUUACCGGGGUUGUGACAUCUACUUCCGGAACAUCCAUUAUUGGCAGUCCGGCGGAUGGAGUGAUCGGUUCUGAUGGGCAAGUUCUGGGCAGCGUUCAAGAUACUGCUGCUGUAGAAAGUGCUGGAAAUUUAGGCCCAACCUUGCUACAAGCACAAGUUCCGAUGCCAUACUUAAGCGGACCACAAAUCUACAGCUCAGGACAAGUUGCUUUUGCACCCGGGAUGCGUUAUCCUCAGAGUUACGUGAUGGAUAAAGGUGUGACUUAUCGAGUAUCGAUGGAUCAAUACGGACAACCACUGUUUACACAGAUAACACAGGACCAGAACCAAAGAUCAUAG